Messenger RNA from Ceratina calcarata, 1669 nucleotides. It is a transcript of the gene Dph2, whose product is annotated as Diphthamide biosynthesis 2. Gene Ontology annotation, molecular function: 2-(3-amino-3-carboxypropyl)histidine synthase activity. Lineage: Eukaryota; Metazoa; Arthropoda; Insecta; Hymenoptera; Apidae. The transcript has 6 exons. The coding region runs from base 206 to 1612 and encodes 468 amino acids. The record is from RefSeq and is a predicted model, not a curated record. Gene Ontology annotation, biological process: protein histidyl modification to diphthamide.
UUAAACGCGCAAUUAAAAAAUACGAAUAAUAUGACAUCAACGGAACUUCGUUUUGCGAACGAUGCAAUUCGAUUUAUUAGAAUUUCUUUUGUUUCUCACGAUAUCAACAAAGUAUCAUUUGCUCGAAGUAUACACGCAUACAGAGGAUUAUUUAUUGGUAAACAAUCUUUACCGUAAAUGUGUCAGUGCUAAAGUAUAAACCAAUAUGAUUCCACAAGUGAACGAAUUAAGUGGAAAACUCGAAAUGAGCAAUAGCGUAGACGAAGACGAUUAUGAAGUGGAAAAAUGUAGUCAGUGGAUGAACACGUGCAAUUUAAGCAAGGUCUGUUUGCAAUUUCCUGAUCAUCUUUUACCGAAUUCAGUAGAAAUUGCCUUACGCUUAGAAAGUCGUGUUAAUAAGAAAGUUUACAUUUUGGGAGACACCUCUUGCGGUAGCUGUUGCGUCGAUGAAAUUAGCGCACAGCAUAUUAAUGCCGAUGGUAUAAUACACUUCGGGCAUGCAUGCCUCAGCCCUACAGCUCGUUUGCCUUCGUUUCACGUUUUACCGAGAAAAGAAAUCAACGUAGCGGACGUCAUACAAAAAUUUAAAUCAAUCUUUACAAAUCAGUCUGAGAGAAUUUUAUUUUUCUACGACGUAGCUUAUGCCUAUAAAAUUGAAUGUAUGUACAAAAUACUGAGCCCAAUUUAUAAGAAUCUGAUCUUUACUUUGUUAAAUUGUACCUCCAACGUGGGAUUCACGGAUAACAAAGGGAAUUCCUCUGUAGAGAUCUUGGGUAGAUGUUUCGAAUUAGACACAGAUUGUAAAAUAGGAGAUUAUGUAGCAUUUUUUUUGGGAGACAAUGGGAAAACGUUCAGUGGAUUGGCAAUGGCAAUUCCUGCGAACAAAUGGUACUUUCUAAAGAACAAUAACAUCGUCGAAUACGAAGCUUUGAAUACGCCAUGGUUGAAGAGGAGGAGAUAUUUAGUGGAGAAGUUAAAAGAUGCCAAAGUCGUUGGCAUAGUUGUAUCCACUUUGGGUAUCAAAGAUUAUUUGGAAAUUGUAAGAAUGAUGAAAGAUAUCAUGAAACGAAAGAAGAAGAAAUCUUACAUUCUGAGCGUAGGUAAAAUAAAUCCAACGAAACUUGCCAAUUUCCCAGAGAUAGAUGCUUUCAUUGUGAUAACAUGUCCUGAGAAUGAAAUAUUCGAUUCUAAAGACUAUUUAAAGCCGUUAUUACUACCUUAUGAGGUAGAAUUAGCAUUUAAUAGUUCAAGGGAAUGUUACACCGAAUAUUGUACGGAUUUUAGACAGAUACUUCCGGGUGGAACAAAUUAUGUUGAUUUUAAAGCUUCGACAGACUCUGACGUAUCCCUGAUUACGGGAGAACUUAGGAACUGUGAUGAAGAAAGUACUGUUUGUACAGAUCAAAUGAAUGCUUUAGUACUUAACAAUUCCUCAGGAGUCGUUGCGAUAGGAAAAGCAGGGGCAGAGUUCUUGCAGAACCGAUCGUGGAAAGGUGUCGAGCAAAGAUUAGGCAAAGACGACGUACAUUCAGCAGAAAUCGGCCGUUACGGUCUGCCAAAUUGUUACGAGAACGAGCCUAUUUCUAUACAAAAAAGUACCAAUAUAACGUAAUAGUACAAUAAGUUUUAAUGUAGAAUUAAAUGGGAAAUACAUUUCUUUACAAUACGA